AUGGCAGUCGAGGCGCCGGACGCUCCCAGGGAUGCCAUGUGGGAAGUGGAGAGGGCUAGACGGGCACAGCCUCAGGGCCAGCGACCAAUUCCAGCGACACAGACGUCGCCCGAGCUCGCCCAUCCCAUUCCACGAAACAAGAGAGAAAGCUUGACGUCGGGACGCAGUUUAUCACGCGGAAGUAGUUCUGGCGCCGUCGUCCAAGGCCAGUGGAGCGGUGCGCGCCAUGCGGCCCUAAUUUACAGUGGGUGCAACUUUUUAGCCCCCGACGCCAGCGCAGUAGCUGAAGCGCCUGCUGAAGCCUCGCUGGAUCAAGAGCGCGAGUCGUACGAGAAUGCGUUCAUCCUGCUUAGGCGUCGGGGAGCUACUGUGAUUGCCGAAGGCCCUUGA
Trichoderma atroviride IMI 206040 is the source of this 390-nucleotide messenger RNA. RefSeq lists its product as uncharacterized. Lineage: Eukaryota; Fungi; Ascomycota; Sordariomycetes; Hypocreales; Hypocreaceae. The record is from RefSeq and is a predicted model, not a curated record.